GAACCGCACCCGGUCUUUUGCAGUUCUCAUCGCUUUCCCUGUUGAAGCGAGCACCGUCUCGACAUCGGCUCCGGGCGAAUCAUUAUCGUCGUCGUCGUCAUCUUUUCCGCUCUCACUUGGAACCCAAUUCGUCUUUUGCCAUCCUUGUUCUAUUUGUUGUUUCUCCGACCGCCCCGUCACCUGUAAAACCUCGGACCAGAAAGAACCCCCAAGUUCAAUUAUUUUCGUCGUUUCGCUGUAGUGGGCGAUGAAAAGAGGAUACCCAGAACCGUCUCCAUCCACGUCUCUCUCCCCCCCUCAAUCCAGAUUCAAGUACAACCCCGAAGGUGAUGCCCAGUUUUUAGAAGAUGAAAGCACCAAGAUUUUCGCCCGGAAAGUUGCCGAUCAUUACAGUGCGAGGACGAACCAGACACUUGAAGAGCGGGAAGCUAGUCCCAUUAUUCACUUGAAGAAACUUAAUAAUUGGAUUAAAAGUGUCUUAAUUCAGCUCUAUGCCCGACGUGGGGAUGCAGUUCUUGACCUUGCAUGUGGCAAGGGUGGUGAUCUCAUUAAAUGGGACAAAGCAAAAAUUGGGUAUUACGUUGGGAUAGACAUAGCUGAAGGCUCGAUAGAAGAUUGCCGUACCCGUUAUAAUGGUGAUGCAGACCACCAUCAACGACGUAAGAAGUUCACAUUUCCGGCACGCCUCAUAUGUGGAGAUUGUUUUGAGGUUCGAUUGGACAAAGUUUUGGCUGCAGAUGCACCGUUUGACAUCUGUAGUUGCCAGUUUGCUAUGCAUUACUCCUGGUCAACUGAAGCAAGGGCUCGUCGAGCUUUAGCCAAUGUGUCAGCUUUACUUCGUCCCGGAGGUACCUUCAUUGGAACAAUGCCAGAUGCCAACGUGAUAAUAAAAAAGCUUAGAGAAGGGGAGGGGCUUGCUUUUGGCAACAGUGUCUACUGGAUACGCUUUGACGAAGAAUACUCUGAGAAGAAAUUUAAAUCAUCAAACCCCUUUGGAAUCAAGUACACGUUUCACCUAGAGGAUGCUGUCGAUUGCCCUGAAUGGAUUGUUCCCUUCCAUGUCUUCAAAGCUUUGGCAGAAGAGUAUGAGUUGGACCUAGUUUUUGUGAAGAACUCACAUGAAUUUGUACAUGAGUAUUUGAAGAGGCCAGAAUAUGUGGAAUUGAUGCGAAGGCUUGGAGCCUUGGGGGAUGGUAAUCAAGACCAAAGCACACUAUCAGCAGAUGAGUGGGAAGUAGCCUAUUUAUACUUGUCAUUUGUAUUGAGGAAGAGGGGCCAACCAGACAGAUCACAAGUCAAUGGUGGAAGAGACAAAGGGAAGAUGCAUCUAGAAAAAGAAGAUAUCUUGUACAUAAAUAACGAUCUUUAGACUGACCAUGCCUUUCUAGUCCACGAGGGCCAAUGCGAUAUACCAGCAAAGCAGAGCAUGAAGCAGCAAAUUUUACCAUAUUCAAAAGGCUGUACUUCAUCCUGUUGCUCUAUUGCAAGCUUCGAAAGGUUGCUUUGAAUUUUGUAGCUCCUUGAGAAUAGAUCGCAACAGAAAAACCAGGAUCUUGUACUAUUGGUGAUUUUUAAGAUGCGUAGUCUUGGUGGGAAUACAAUGGACUCGCUCAAUUGCAUUGUUCAUUGUAAAA
Molecule: messenger RNA, 1634 nt
Organism: Rhodamnia argentea
Lineage: Eukaryota; Viridiplantae; Streptophyta; Magnoliopsida; Myrtales; Myrtaceae
Product: mRNA cap guanine-N7 methyltransferase 1
Exons: 13
Coding region: 248-1369 (373 amino acids)
Biological process (GO): 7-methylguanosine mRNA capping
Cellular component (GO): nucleus
Molecular function (GO): mRNA 5'-cap (guanine-N7-)-methyltransferase activity
Source: RefSeq, a predicted model, not a curated record